AUGAAUCUCAUCUUCUCCCCCCCCCGUCUACCAUCGGAGUCGAUCUCCUCCUCCCCCUCCUCCUCUACGACUCUCUCAGACGUCAGUCAGUCUGGGUGUAUAAUCUGUCUUGCGCAAUGUGUACCAGGUACCUACCUAAACCACUUUACUUUCGUUUGUGUAGGCUCCACAACCCGCUGUGCUCGUGCGACCCUUUCUGCGUAAAUCAGUUAGGAUGAAGACGAUGGUGACGGCGAUGAUGAUGAUGAUGAUGAUGAUGAUGAUGAUGACGACGACGAUGAUGAUGACGACGAUGAUGAUGAUGAUGAUGAUGAUGAUGAUGAGGAGGAGGAGGAGGAGGAGGAGGAGGAGAGAGGCUGCGCCGAAAACAUCGCCGAUGUCAUCUAG
Molecule: messenger RNA, 387 nt
Organism: Spirometra erinaceieuropaei
Lineage: Eukaryota; Metazoa; Platyhelminthes; Cestoda; Diphyllobothriidea; Diphyllobothriidae
Source: the annotation of a GenBank genome assembly